CGAAGUUUUUGGCUUCCACUCCCACCAGUGACCAAAGACUUGACCACUUUACAAAGUCCAAAUCCCCAGAACACUGCUCGACAUGGACACCGGUGUGAUUGAAGGUGGAUUAAAUGUCACUCUCACCAUCCGGCUACUUAUGCAUGGAAAGGAAGUUGGAAACAUUAUUGGAAAGAAAGGAGAAUCGGUCAAGAAGAUGUGUGAAGAGAGUGGUGCACGUAUCAACAUCUCAGAAGGGAAUUGUCCUGAGAGAAUAAUUACUCUGGCUGGACCCACCAAUGCCAUCUGUAAAGCCUUUGCAAUGAUUAUUGACAAACUGGAAGAGGACAUCAGUAGCUCUAUGACCAAUAGUACAGCUGCCAGUAGACCCCCAGUCACCCUGAGGCUUGUGGUCCCUGAUAGCCAGUGCGGCUCUCUCAUUGGAAAAGGAGGAUGCAAGGAAAUAAGAGAGAGUACAGGGGCUCAGGUCCAGGUGGCAGGGGAUAUGCUACCAAACUCAACUGAGCGGGCCAUCACUAUUGCUGGCAUCCUGCAAUCUAUCAUUGAGUGUGUCAAACAGAUCUGCGUGGUCAUGUUGGAGACUCUCUCCCAAUCUCCCCCGAAGGGCGUGAUCAUCCCCUACCGGCCCAAGCCAUCCAGCUCUCCAGUCAUCUUUGCAGGUGGUCAGGACAGGUACAGCACAGGCAGUGACAGUGUGAGCUUUCCCCACACCACCCCGUCCAUGUGCCUCAACCGUGACCUGGAGGGACCACCUCUAGAGUUGACCAAGCUGCACCAGUUGGCAAUGCAACAGUCUCACUUUCCCAUGACGCAUGGCAACACCGGAUUCAGUGGCAUUGAAUCCAGCUCUCCAGAGGUGAAAGGCUAUUGGGCAGGUUUGGAUGCAUCUGCUCAUACUACUUCUCAUGAACUCACCAUUCCAAAUGACUUAACUGGCUGCAUAAUCGGGUGUCAAGGCGCCAAAAUCAAUGAGAUUCGUCAGAUGUCUGGGGCUCAGAUCAAAAUUGCCAAUCCAGUGGAAGGAUCUAGUGAUAGGCAGGUUACCAUCACUGGAUCUGCUGCCAGCAUUAGCCUGGCCCAGUAUCUAAUUAAUGUCAGGCUUUCCUCGGAGACAGGUGACAUGGGGAGCAGCUAGAACAAUGCAGACUCACCCAUAACCCCCUUCUGCUGUUCACCAGCCAU
This is a messenger RNA of Trichosurus vulpecula (common brushtail), 1182 nucleotides long. Its product is annotated as poly(rC)-binding protein 2-like. Gene Ontology annotation, cellular component: cytoplasm; nucleoplasm; nucleus. Gene Ontology annotation, molecular function: single-stranded DNA binding; mRNA binding. Bases 83 to 1135 code for a protein of 350 amino acids. The transcript has a single exon. Lineage: Eukaryota; Metazoa; Chordata; Mammalia; Diprotodontia; Phalangeridae. The record is from RefSeq and is a predicted model, not a curated record. Gene Ontology annotation, biological process: regulation of RNA metabolic process; regulation of gene expression.